Messenger RNA from Gossypium arboreum, 431 nucleotides. RefSeq lists its product as uncharacterized. NCBI's taxonomy places the organism in Eukaryota, Viridiplantae, Streptophyta, Magnoliopsida, Malvales, Malvaceae. The transcript is spliced from 2 exons. The record is from RefSeq and is a predicted model, not a curated record. The coding region runs from base 20 to 412 and encodes 130 amino acids.
ACCUUCCUUCUUCACUAUUAUGGUGCACUUGGUAAUCCAUCUCCCUCACGAAGCAAUCCUUGGUGGACCGGUUUUUUAUCGAUGGAUGUAUCCUAUAGAAAGGUUCCUAAGCAAAUUGAAGUCAUAUUGUCGCAAUAAGCGUUAUCCAGAAGGAUCAAUUGCUGAAGGCUACUUGGCAGAAGAGUGCAUGACCUUCUGUUCUAGAUAUUUAGAAGAUGCUGAAACACGAUUGAAUAGACCAAGUAGAAAUGCUGGGCUCAAUGAUAAUGACUUGGCCGAAACUUAUUUAUUUCAAAGUUAUGGAGAACCAAUCAGCAAAGUUGAAAUUGUAGAAUUAGAUGAUAUAUCGUGGAUACAGGCACAUCGAUAUGUACUUUUUAACCACGAUUCAAUUGAACCGUUGCGCAAGUAAGUUAUAAAAUUGUCUUACA